AUGUCGACUUACGAAAUUGAACACAAUACCACCGACCCCUCCGCGGCUUCCUCCGCCCCGCGUCGCCGCAGACCUGACCUCUCCACCUUCUUCUCGACCCUCUCAGAGAUAACCCCAGCUCCGGAUCACCGACCCCAUGCCGUCCCGGUACCAGGCGACGUGAGCGCAGCCUUCUACUCGCUCGCCGAGGCUCUAGAAAUGAUGCGCCGCGAAUCAGGCACUGCCGAACCACAAACCCAAACUGGCGACAACACUGCCUCCGCCGAAACCAGCGACGACCUUCUCACGACAAUGAUCCAGAAUCUGCUCAAUGGCGCCGAGGCCCCGCCACGGGAGGUGGAAGGCGUGAGCGAAGAGUUUUGCGAUAUGCUUGACCGUGUUCCUAAAUCAUCUCUCGACUCUUCGCAAACUUGCCCUAUCUGUAACAACCCCUUCCUGGAAGAUGAGUACCCCCUCGUCGUCCGACUACCCUGCCACCCCACCCACUUGUUUGAUCUCGAGUGCGUGCGUCCCUGGUUGCGGCUGCGUGGUACCUGUCCGCUUGACCGGUUCGAUUUCGCGAAGCAGCAGCGUGAAAAGGAUGAGGAGCGUAAGCGUAUCGCCGAUGAGGAUGAGGAGGAGGAAUGGGAUGGCAUGUAUGGUUAA
This is a messenger RNA of Penicillium cosmopolitanum, 645 nucleotides long. RefSeq lists its product as uncharacterized. The transcript is spliced from 3 exons. Gene Ontology annotation, cellular component: cytoplasm. The record is from RefSeq and is a predicted model, not a curated record. The coding region runs from base 1 to 645 and encodes 214 amino acids. Gene Ontology annotation, biological process: ubiquitin-dependent protein catabolic process. Gene Ontology annotation, molecular function: ubiquitin protein ligase activity. Lineage: Eukaryota; Fungi; Ascomycota; Eurotiomycetes; Eurotiales; Aspergillaceae.